UUUUUUUACCAAGAAAAUGAUUUGCAUGAUCUUGAACAACACAUACUAUUUAUGCUGAUGGGACAGGAUCCAAUAUGAAUAUAAGUGAUGGAGGAAGACGACGCUUUGAGGAUAAUGAACAUACAUUACGUAUAUAUCCUGGGACAAUUUCAGAAGGGACAAUCUACUGUCCAGUUCCUGCCAGGAAAAACACCACAGCUGCUGAGGUGAUUGACACUCUUAUAAACAAACUUCAUCUAGACAAAACAAAAUGUUAUGUUUUAGCAGAGGUAAAGGAAUUUGGUGGAGAAGAAUGGAUACUCAAUCCAACAGACUGUCCAGUUCAGCGAAUGAUGUUGUGGCCACGAAUGGCUCUGGAAAAUCGCUUAAGUGGAGAGGACUACCGCUUUCUUCUGCGGGAAAAAAACCUUGAUGGAUCAAUCCAUUAUGGUAGCCUUCAGUCAUGGCUACGGGUAACGGAAGAACGACGCAGGAUGAUGGAACGAGGUUUUCUUCCACAGCCUCAACAGAAAGACUUUGAUGAUUUAUGUAGCUUACCUGACUUGAAUGAGAAAACUCUUUUAGAAAACCUACGAAAUCGCUUUAAGCAUGAAAAAAUUUAUACCUACGUUGGCAGUAUUCUAAUAGUUAUUAACCCAUUCAAAUUUCUUCCUAUUUAUAACCCCAAAUACGUCAAAAUGUAUGAUAACCACCAAUUGGGAAAACUUGAGCCCCACAUAUAUGCAGUGGCUGAUGUAGCUUAUCAUGCUAUGCUUCAGCGUAAAAAGAAUCAGUGCAUUGUGAUUUCAGGAGAGAGUGGUUCUGGGAAGACUCAAAGCACAAACUUUCUUAUUCACCACCUUACUGCACUCAGUCAGAAAGGAUUUGCCAGUGGAGUAGAACAGAUUAUUCUUGGAGCUGGACCAGUACUUGAGGCUUUUGGAAAUGCAAAGACUGCUCAUAACAAUAAUUCAAGUCGUUUUGGCAAGUUUAUUCAAGUUAAUUACCAGGAAACAGGCACUGUACUUGGUGCCUAUGUUGAAAAAUAUCUACUGGAGAAGUCCAGGCUUGUUUAUCAAGAGCAUAAUGAACGGAACUAUCAUGUAUUCUAUUACCUUCUGGCAGGAGCAAGUGAAGAAGAAAGGUUAGCAUUUCAUCUUAAACAGCCAGAGGAAUAUCAUUAUCUCAAUCAGAUAACAAAGAAACCCCUCAGACAGAGCUGGGAUGAUUAUUGCUAUGACUAUGAGCCGAAUUGCUUCUCGGUGGAGGGAGAAGAUUUGAGACAUGACUUUGAACGCUUACAACUGGCCAUGGAAAUGGUAGGAUUUCUUCCGAAGACAAGAAGACAGAUAUUCUCUCUCCUCUCAGCAAUACUACAUUUGGGUAAUAUCUGCUAUAAAAAGAAGACAUACCGGGAUGACUCCAUUGAUAUCUGUAAUCCUGAAGUUCUGCCUGUUGUAUCAGAAUUACUAGAAGUUAAAGAAGAGAUGCUAUUUGAAGCAUUAGUAACGAGAAAGACGGUGACAGUUGGAGAGAAGCUUAUUUUACCAUACAAGUUGGCAGAGGCUGUGACUGUGAGGAACUCCAUGGCUAAGUCUUUGUAUAGUGCUUUGUUUGACUGGAUAGUUUUUCGAAUUAAUCAUGCACUUCUGAAUAGUAAAGAUUUGGAGCGAAAUACCAAGACUUUGUCCAUUGGUGUUCUUGAUAUAUUUGGGUUUGAAGAUUAUGAAAAUAAUAGUUUUGAACAGUUCUGUAUUAAUUUUGCUAAUGAACGUUUACAGCACUACUUUAAUCAGCAUAUCUUUAAGUUAGAACAAGAGGAAUAUAGAACUGAAGGUAUCAGUUGGCAUAAUAUUGAUUAUAUUGAUAAUACUUGUUGCAUAAAUCUUAUUAGCAAAAAACCAACAGGACUGCUCCAUCUUUUGGAUGAAGAAAGCAAUUUUCCACAGGCAACAAAUCAGACAUUGCUAGACAAGUUUAAGCAUCAACAUGAAGAGAAUUCUUACAUUGAAUUUCCAGCUGUGAUGGAGCCUGCUUUCACCAUAAAACACUAUGCUGGAAAAGUAAAAUAUGGAGUAAAGGAUUUUCGGGAAAAAAAUACAGAUCAUAUGCGCCCAGACAUUGUAGCUCUUCUGAGAAGUAGCAAGAAUGCAUUUAUCUCUGGGAUGAUUGGAAUUGAUCCUGUGGCUGUAUUCCGAUGGGCAGUUCUCCGAGCCUUUUUCAGAGCCAUAGUUGCUUUCAGGGAAGCUGGGAAAAGACACAUUCAGAGAAAGACUGGACAUGAUGAUACAGCGCCAUGUGCGGUUUUGAAAAGUAUGGAUAGUUUUAGCUUUCUUCAACACCCAGUCCACCAGAGGAGCUUAGAGAUUCUGCAGAGGUGCAAGGAAGAGAAGUACAAUAUAACCCGGAAAAAUCCCAGAACACCUCUUUCUGAUCUUCAGGGCAUGAAUACUCUAAAUGAAAAAAACCAACAUGAUACAUUUGAUAUUUCCUGGAAUGUCAGAACUGGGAUUCACCAUAGCAGAUUACCAAGUAGCACCUCCUUGCGUGAUAAAGAUGGGAUAUUUGCUAAUUCAGCUAGCAGUAAACUACUGGAAAGAGCCCAUGGAAUUCUCACGAGAAACAAAAACUUCAAAUCCAAGCCUGCUCUUCCAAAGCACUUGCUGGAGGUAAAUUCUUUGAAGCAUCUAACAAGAUUGACCCUACAGGAUCGCAUAACUAAGUCUCUUCUUCAUUUGCACAAGAAGAAAAAGCCUCCCAGCAUCAGUGCCCAGUUUCAGGCAUCUUUAAGCAAGCUAAUGGAGACACUUGAUCAAGCAGAACCAUAUUUUGUAAAAUGCAUUCGCUCUAAUGCUGAAAAGCUGCCUUUAAGAUUCAAUGAUGCCUUGGUACUUAGACAGCUUCGAUAUACUGGGAUGCUGGAAACAGUUCGAAUUCGCCAAUCAGGAUACAGCUCCAAAUAUUCUUUCCAGGACUUUGUGAGCCAUUUCCAUGUACUUCUUCCCCGAAAUACUAUUCCAUCCAAAUUGAACAUUGAGGAUUUCUUUAGGAAAAUAAAUCUUAAUCCAGAUAAUUAUCAAGUUGGAAAAACCAUGGUCUUCCUAAAGGAGCAGGGACGACAGAACUUACAAGAUCUGCUUCACCAAGAGGUACUCCGCAGAAUCAUAUUGUUGCAGCGAUGGUUCAGGGCCUUGCUGUGUAGGCAGCAUUUCCUCCAUCUGAAACAGGCAUCCAUUAUUAUCCAGCAAUUCUGGAGAAAUUACCUGAAUAAGAAGCAAGUCAGAGAUGUAGCUGUGCAGAAGGAUGCUUUGGUUAUGACUAGUGCAGCUAGUCUUCUCCAAGCUUCCUGGCGUGCUCACUUAGAGAGGCAACGGUAUUUGGAGCUUCGGGCUGCUGUCAUAAUUAUCCAACAGAAAUGGAGGGAGAUUUAUAGGCGCAGGCAUAUGGCUGCUACUUGCAUACAGGCAAGAUGGAAAGGCUACAGGGAAAAUAAAAGGUAUCAAGAACAGAAGAAAAAAAUUAUCCUUUUGCAGUCAACAUGUAGAGGAUUCAGAGCAAGACAAAGAUUUAAAGCUUUAAAAGAACAGAGGAUAAAGGAAACACAGCUAAAACUUGGAUUGGUGAAUAUCAAGGCAUAUGAAUCUCUGGAAAUAGAGGGUUCAGACCCUUCAGAAUGGGAGGAUUGUUCCUUUGACAACAGAGAGAAAGCCAUAGAGGAAGGUAAAUCUGGGAUAGAGAGUAAUCGAAUUAGCCGUGAAAGUUCAGUGGACUGCUCAAAGGAGUCUCCAGAGAAGCGGCAGGAGAAAGCCAGAAGCCAAAGUGGUGUAGACUUGAAGGAAGAUGUGAUUGUAAAAGAAAGGCCCAAGUCCUUGGAGGAUCUGCAUCAGAAGAAAGUAGUCCGGGCCAAAAGAGAAAGCCGGAGAAUGAGAGAACUAGAGCAAGCUAUAUUUAGCUUAGAAUUGCUUAAAGUUCGUUCUCUUGGUGGUAUGUCACCUUCAGAAGAACGCAGAUGGUCUACAGAACUUAUGCCUGAAGGCCUUCAAUCUCCACAGGGUACACCUGAUAGUGAAAGCUCUCAAGGAAGCUUGGAACUUCUGAGUUGUGAGGAAAGCCAAAAGAGCAAACCAGCGUCCAUAACUUUAGAAGAUUUGAAGAUUCCAUCACCUAAAAUAUCUAGUAGCCCAAAAUUUGAUUCACAGGACAAUGCCUUCAGUGCCUCAAGCGAGACUAACCAUGCAUUGAUUCAAAAGGGAGCAUCCUCUGACUCAGAGUGUUUGAAGAAUGGAACUAUGAAGGAAAAGGCUGUGUGCAUUUCUGAACCUAUUACCUGUAAACCACAGCUGAGAGACUCUUUUAUAUCAAAUAGUCUGCCCACAUUUUUUUAUAUUCCCCAUCAAGACCCCCUGAAAGCAAGUUCCCAAGUAGACACAAAUAUCCAAAGAAACAAACUAUUAGAAAGUGAAGACACACUGGGAGCAGCUCUUUCUUUGGAUAUCAACAGGGAAGCCAGAAAGUAUCAUUUCUCAGAAGAUCAAAUGGUUCCUUCUUUUAAAACAGAUUCUUCUAAUACUGUGCUUAAGAAAUUAGAAAAGCUAAACACACAGAAGGAAGAAAGGCAAAAACAGUUGCAGCAGAAGAAUGAAGAAAAGAUGAUGGAACAGAUUCGUCAGCAAACAGACAUUUUAGAGAAGGAACGUAAAACUUUCAAGAAAAUUGAAAAGCCAAAAACUGAAGAGUCUUUUCUGGCACCAUCUUUCAGUCCAUCAAAGCAAAGAGUAGAGAGGCCAUCCUCUGUCUUCAUCCUAAAUACCCCAAAUAAGGAAGAACCCAGUGUACUAGAGUCCCCAUCAUUAGUGACUAUAAAAGAUACAAGUCUUACCCCAAAAGACAGUCCCUCUGCUCAGUUACCAGUGAGAGACCGACCUAUCACCCUAUUUUUUGAAAGAAAAGGAAACCCGUGCCAAUCUAGUACUGUCAGGGAAUUAUCCAAGACAGAAAGAACAGGCACCCAACAGAGUAUAGCCUGUAAAAACUCUAAUAAUCGCAUUUCAAAAAGAGAACAACUUAGGCCAAUUCAGUCUUAUGGCCACAAAUCUGAUGAACCUUCCAGAGAGGGGAGUACAAGGGCCAUUUUCUUCACACCAAAGGACAAUAUGAGUACUCCUCUUGUAAACAAUGAAGCCUUAAACAAAAGAAAUCCUCAAGUCCCUAAACAAGAUGAACCAGCUGGGAAACCUGUGAAAUUAGUUGGGCCAGGCCAACAAGAGGUUGCCAGACCGGCCCAUAAAAAGAAAGCUCGAAUGGCGCGGACGCGCUCCGAUUUCUUGACUAGAGGUACUUUUGCCGAUGGGGAGGGGGAUACAGAGGAAGAUGAUUACGAUGACAUUAUUGAGCCCCUUCUCUCCCUUGACCAAGCUUCUCACUCUGAGCUAGGGCCUGGAUCCAGCCUGGGUCAGGCCUCUCACAGUGACUCCGAAAUGACAUCACAGAGAUUUUCUUCAGUUGAUGAACAAGUAAAACUUCAUAAGGCAAUGUCUCAAGGAGAGAUUACGAAGUUGACAGUGAGACAGAAGUCUUCAGAUUCGGAUAUAAGACCUCAGAGAGCUAAGAUGAGAUUCUGGGCCAAAGGGAAACAAGGAGAGAAGAAAACUACUAGAGUAAAACCUGCCAUUCGGUCAGAGGUUUCAGCAAUCUUUGCUGGUUCAGAUGUGAUUCCAUCUCAUCAGUUUCCAGAUGAAUUAACUCAUUAUAACCCAACACCUCCUUUGAGCCCAGAAUUGCCUGGUAGUUGCCAGAAAGAAUUCAAAGAGAACAAAGAGCCUUCUCCAAAGACAAAGCGAAAGCGAAGUGUGAAGAUUAGCAGCGUGGCUUUGGAUUCUAUGCAUUGGCAAAAUGACUCUGUCCAAAUCAUAACAACUACUAGUGAUUUAAAGAGCAUGGAUGAAUUUCUUCUGAAAAAGAUGCAUGACCUAGAUAAUGAGGACAGCAAGAAGGAUACACUAGUGGAUGUUGUAUUUAAAAAAGCCCUAAAAGAAUUUAGGCAGAAUAUCUUCAGCUUUUAUUCAUCAGCAUUGGCGAUGGAUGAUGGUAAAAGCAUACGGUAUAAAGACCUCUACGCACUGUUUGAACAGAUUCUGGAAAAGACCAUGAGGCUUGAGCAGCGUGAUUGGAGUGAAUCUCCAGUGAGAGUUUGGGUCAACACUUUCAAAGUGUUUUUAGAUGAAUACAUGAAUGAUUUCAAGACUUCAGACAGCACAGCCACAAAGGUGCCAAAAACAGAAAGAAAGAAAAGAAGAAAAAAAGAAACCGAUUUGGUGGAAGAGCACAAUGGUCACAUUUUUAAGGCCACCCAAUAUAGCAUCCCUACAUACUGUGAAUACUGUUCUUCUUUAAUUUGGAUAAUGGACCGAGCCUCUGUUUGCAAAUUAUGCAAGUAUGCUUGCCAUAAGAAGUGCUGUCUGAAAACCACAGCCAAGUGUUCUAAAAAGUAUGAUCCAGAACUGUCAUCUCGACAAUUUGGGGUUGAACUGUCCCGUUUGACCAGUGAAGACCGAACUGUUCCUUUAGUGGUGGAAAAGCUCAUAAACUACAUUGAAAUGCAUGGACUUUAUACAGAAGGUAUUUACCGAAAGUCUGGUUCAACUAAUAAAAUCAAGGAGCUUCGACAAGGUCUAGAUACAGAUGCUGAGAAUGUAAACCUAGAUGACUAUAACAUACAUGUCAUUGCAAGUGUAUUCAAACAGUGGCUUCGUGAUUUGCCCAAUCCCCUUAUGACUUUUGAACUCUAUGAGGAAUUUCUUCGAGCUAUGGGCCUUCAGGAGAGGAAGGAGACAAUUCGAGGUGUGUACUCCGUGAUUGACCAGCUCUCCCGAACUCAUCUCAAUACACUGGAACGUCUCAUCUUUCAUCUAGUCAGGAUUGCCCUACAGGAAGAAACUAAUCGAAUGUCUGCUAAUGCUUUGGCCAUUGUGUUUGCACCCUGCAUUCUCCGCUGCCCUGACACCACUGACCCACUACAAAGUGUGCAGGACAUCAGUAAGACUACCACCUGUGUGGAGCUGAUUGUUGUGGAACAGAUGAAUAAAUAUAAGGCUCGUCUUAAAGAUAUCAGUAGCUUGGAAUUUGCUGAGAACAAGGCAAAGACUAGGCUGUCACUGAUUCGUAGAUCAAUGGGAAAGGGGCGUGUUCAUCGAGGAAACUAUCCAAGUCCAUCCUCUCCAGUUACAGUUCGGUUGCCUUCUGUGUCUGAUGUCCCAGAAGAGACCUCGGCUAUCGAGGCAGCCACAGAGACUGACAUCACAGAACAGCAGCAAGCGGCUAUGCAGCAGGAGGAGAGAGUAUUAACUGAACAGAUUGAGAACCUACAGAAAGAGAAGGAGGAACUAACAUUUGAGAUGCUUGUACUGGAACCCCGUGCCUCUGAUGAUGAAACCCUUGAGUCUGAAGCCUCCAUUGGGACUGCUGAUAGCUCUGAAAAUUUGAAUAUUGAGUCAGAAGGUACCACCUCUGGAAGAUCAGAGAGAAGCUUAGCCCUUAGCUCUCUAAAAGCACCUGGAAAGUCUGAACCUUCAAGCAAAUUGAGAAAGCAGCUAAAAAAGCAGCAAGACUCUUUGGAUUCAGUGGACUCCUCCAUCUCUUCAUAUCUAUCUAACACUGCAUUGUCUCACGGCACCAGAAAACGAUUUCAAAUUUAUUCUAAAUCUCCAUUCUACCGAGCUGCCUCAGCUGGUGAGGCCCUGGGACUAGAAGGACCUUUGGGCCAGACCAGACCCCUAGAAGAGAGGCCUCAGUUCAUCAGCAGAGGAACCUUUAAUCCUGAAAAGGGCAAACAAAAACUAAAGAAUGUGAAAAACUCACCUCAGAAAACCAAAGAGACCCCAGAGGGGACAGUCAUGUCUGGCCGCAGGAAACCUGUAGACUCAGACUGCAGCUCCACCCAACAGCUAGCACUCUUUGGAAAUAAUGAGUUUAUGGUAUGAACUAGCAGAUGUGUAUCCUUUGUGGCUAGAAAGGUAAACACAUCUCAUCUUGGGGCCUCUUGUCUCAGCAUAUGGCUAAGACUUUCUAUGCUGAAUUCCUGGGCCUCCUACAGAAGUGGAAAGGCCUCUUUGAAGUCUGCUGGGGAUGGUGCCAGCUGUGCCUUGGCUGCUGUAUUUAAGUCGAUUUCACUAAACAAAGCCACCUUGGGCUUGGGGAUUUUUGUCAGCUAUAUGUGCCUCUUCCCACCCUCUUUCCCUUCUCAGAGAGAGAAGUUGGACUGGGGGAGGUGGGGGUGUUGUAGACCUAAGGGACCAUCUGAUUUCUGAAAUUUGAAGAAAACAUAUAAGCUUUCUUAACUAUGAAAGCAAAAACCUUUGGGUUUAUUUUAGGAUAGUUUGGAGCUAAAGUAGAGUAUGAUUUUUUUUUUCCAAGGAA
Messenger RNA from Urocitellus parryii (Arctic ground squirrel), 8394 nucleotides. RefSeq names its product myosin IXA (gene Myo9a). Gene Ontology annotation, cellular component: actin filament; myosin complex; axonal growth cone. Lineage: Eukaryota; Metazoa; Chordata; Mammalia; Rodentia; Sciuridae. The record is from RefSeq and is a predicted model, not a curated record. Gene Ontology annotation, biological process: intracellular signal transduction; positive regulation of GTPase activity; establishment of epithelial cell apical/basal polarity. Gene Ontology annotation, molecular function: GTPase activator activity; microfilament motor activity; ATP binding.